This is a messenger RNA of Rhipicephalus sanguineus (brown dog tick), 4038 nucleotides long. RefSeq names its product transmembrane protein 127-like. Gene Ontology annotation, cellular component: membrane. Gene Ontology annotation, biological process: negative regulation of TOR signaling; negative regulation of cell population proliferation. Lineage: Eukaryota; Metazoa; Arthropoda; Arachnida; Ixodida; Ixodidae. The record is from RefSeq and is a predicted model, not a curated record.
CUACAGUGUGUGAAUGGUGUCUUAGGCAAAACGCAGCUAGAGCUGCAGACUGUGUGCACCAUGCCUUUGGAGCGAGCAGCUGCGAGACAUCAUCGGCCCCAUCACUGGCGCCUCAAGGAGCGCGAGCGGAACUUAUUGGCAGCUGUUCUAAGCAUUGUUGUCAUUGCCACGCUUUCUACAGCUUUAGUGCAUCCACGCUGGUUUUAUCUGCAGGGUGGUGGCUGUGGCCAUAAGUAUCUGGGGGUGCAAUUUCUUUAUGUCGGCUACUUUGAGGUAUUUCCCCGGCACUUCGUCAAUGGACCGUCACGAUUGCCUUCCUAUGUCUAUUAUGGGUGGAAUGAAGUGAUGAAAGACUGUGUCACUCCAACCAUCGUCAGCCUCCAAAGAGUGCUCAUAGUUUUGUGUUUUCUGGCUAUCGUGAGCAGUUUGCUGCAGUUCUUUAUGGAUGCCCUCGGUGUUACAUACAAGUGGUUGAGAACCAUUAGAAGAAAUGCUUUCUGCAGCAUUUUGACAGUGGGAUUCUGUCUUGGAAUUGUCGGCACAUGCUACUACAUCUCAACAUUGAUGGAGGUGCAACAAGAAAUGACAAAACCAAGCCGGAGUUCACGUGUGGAGGUCAGCUUCAGUGUUAGUUACCACCUUGUAGCAGCAGCUGGAGCUGCAGCUGUUCUGGCCGCUGGUGCGAACCUUUUGGCUCGUCCUGUGCCAGUGACACGGCUUGGUGAUUCAGCCAUUGACAGCCUGCUUCUGGAUGAUGACUUCUCACGAGAGACCUUUGUAGUAGGCAUCUCGCAUUCAGAAAUGUGGCCUUAUCGACAGGACUUGACCCACUUGCAUAGCCUGCCUCCUUUGCCACCAUACUCGCCGUGAGGCAAGCAGCUAGGGCAUCUGCCACUUCACCAAAUGAAACACUCCAGUCUGGUCACGUGGAGACAAAUGUUCGUUUUCGAAGCUGGUUCCCACUGAAAAUGUGUGUGUGCGACAGCUACAAUUGACAUUCUCUGCAACAAAACCUGUGCAACGCCUUGUGUGUGCAGCUAAAUGCAAGAUGUCCAUUGCUUUGCAGCCAUUAUAAGGACGUAAAGGGACACCUCGAGGAACUGGUGGGUGAUCACUGUUUUCAUUUUAAAACUUUAACUGCAGUAUUAAUGUUGCUUUAAUAUGUGCUGCUCUUAAUAUGUUAUUUCAAAGGGGUGCACAUACUAUGUGUAAGUUUGGCUGUGAAACAAGUCUGUGUUGCUCUUUAUGAAGUUCAUUAUGCACAUUUGCUGUACUUUGAGCAGUGCCGGUUGCUACUAGGUUAAAUAGCACUCUGAAUAUUUUAAUUUACAUGGCAUGGGAAUAUUAAUGCAAUAAUACUAUAAUACAUUAAUAUUGUUCACUAUACCAGUUAUAGCAGUCUGUAUUGAAUCUACAAGCUAUUGUUUCUAAAUGUUCAUGCGUAACAAAAGGAGGCCACUGAACCACUCUAUCCUUGCAAUGUGUAGCUGGUAAAUAUAUAAUACUAAACUGUACAGGAUGCAGCUAAAAUGCCUGCACACAAACGAAAUACCCAUUAAAGCAAGUGAAGCAGAUUGUAGCAACAGCACUUGUUAACAGCCUUACUUAACUAGUUUUUCAAAGAACAUCUUUCGUACAAAUGCAAGAUUUGAAUCACUCGGGGAAGCAUAACUUUGCAGUAAGUAUGUACUUCAGCUAAUUGUUUCCAGCUGUUCUCCAAGGCAUGGCAUGUUGAUGUCAAAAGGAAUUCUGCGUAGAGCAGGCAUUGCUUUUUAGAACAGUCCACAUAGAAAAGUAAAGUGCAUUUAAAGCCAACCUGUUUGAAGGUCAUCCUGCAGUGGAAAUUAAAUUUUGGAAGUCAUUCAAACUAGUUGCACCACCCUUUUUGGUUUGUGAGGAGGCACUGAAUCUUGCUCAUACAUGCACAAACAGUUUUUGUAGUGAAGUUCGGAACAUUGAGACACCACCUUCUUUGGGAUAUCUUUACGGAUAUUCUUGACUUGUAAUGUUCACUCCCAGUGGGAGAGAAACCAGAGGCAUCUUUCCAUCAGUGAUUGAAGGUUAGCGUCUCUGCAAAUGGUUGUUCCCCUGUUUGUGGUUACCUGAGGCUAACUGCGAAUGUUUUGUCAUUUUGGAAGUUUACGAAUUGCUAAAUAUUGAAGGGAGAAUACUGCAGUGGCAUGCUGUGAUACCAAAGUGCUUGAGCAGGCCCUUGCACCUUCUGGUUCUCGUCUAUUUCAUGUGUUCAAUGACACACUGAUUCUUCUCAGUUUGUACGUCUGUGGACUUGGCCUUUUUUUUUUUAACGAUUCCUUUCAUUUUUUCUUUGGCCAUUUGAUGCAUGAAUCUUCACAAAUUGUGAUGUAUUCUUGCCAGGUGAGCUGUUGGGUAGUGAAUAUCUUCUAGAACGCUGUCUAUCAUUCACAGAUACCGUUAGUUUAAACAUUUUCACAUGAUUGCGGGAGAUGUUUAUGGGAUUUGAAGCUUUUGGGAAAUUUCAGUGGGACAUCAUCACUAAUUGUAGAGCUUCUCCAUUGGAGUGAAAAUGGACUUAUUUUAUGAAGUUGUUUAGUUCAUAUGAAAAUAGCAGAAAUAUUGAAAAUGGGUGAUUAAUUUUACUGAAUAUAACUUUUAAGGAGCAUGACAACUUUUUUGUAGCCUCUGUGCUUACUUGAAAAUUUGAAUCGUAAAAAUUAUGCUGUCAGGCUAGAUAUGUAGAUUGCAAUUCUGCCAUAGUCCAGAAUAAUGCUUAUAGUAUUAUUUAUGAUAUAGGUUAUGGAACAUGUGGUUUCUUAGUAUGGUUAAAUUGGAAAUAUGUCACUGAUUUCAAAAGCAGAGGUUUGUUAACCUGAGAUGUGAAGGGAACGAAACGCUAGCUACAAUACCAUCUACAUAUUUUUGGUCCAAAUCACUGCAGUGUCGCAGCUUUUGGCACUAGCCAGCCUACGCUAAUAAAUUGCUGUCUGUGAUGCACAAGUUGUGCUGCUAGUGAAAAUUGAAAAAUAUUCUACCUGGAAGAUUUUGUGAUACUUGCACAAGACUAGCAAAAUUAAGCAGAGAGCUGAAAUUUUUUAUAUUACUACAGAAGAUAGUAGAAGUUUUAUGUUUGGUCACCAUGGGUACCGGGUAAAUUUAGCUGUUGUGGCAAACCUCCUGUUCCACAAAAAAUUUGCUAUGACUAGAUGAAGAGUAACUGGGCAUCCUUUGUGAGAACUUCAUAGGUGGCAUCAUGAACAAAUUUCAUCAUUUCAAGCAGUGGAAUGCUUCACAGAAAGUAGCAGUCUUUUGGAAAGUCUGUAGAGCUUUAACAGUUGUGAAGUUUUGGCUGUCAUGGGUAGUUGUGUCAUGUUAACCAUGGUUCUUGCUUGGGAAUCUGAAUUUAAGAAAGGGAAAGGGACUCCCAGAUUUAACCUUCAUUGCUGAUAUGUUUUUUUGCCAAAUAAUGCUGGAAGGUAUUGUGUAAGGUCAGUAUACCACUUAGAUUGAUUUAAUGUUUGCUUUCAGUGGGCUUGUUAAAUAUAGUUGAAUGUACUAACACCUGUCAUCCAGAGCCUUACACCAUGAUGGCACAUUUCUAGCACAUUGUGUGAUACAUUGACUUUUUUUUCGUGGUUUUGUUGUGCAGCUUGAAAUGGCGUGUUACGUUAGCCUACAUGGUAUUGCCUGCAGCACUUGUGGCAUGUUCCACAUCUUGCCAUAGGCAAUACCUAACAAUAGUCUAGUCCAUUAUGGACUGGAUAUGCUAGGCAAGUGUUGUAAUCAAAUGUCUAUGGAAUCAUUGUGCUCAUGUUCACCACAAAGGAACCAGCGGUCAGCCCAAAGGGAUGUUUCAGGAAUUUUCAUGUAACUAUGCAAGAGUAUAUGUAUCAUAGUUUUAUCUGUUUCUGUUAAUGACUUAUGUGCUUUUUGUGAGAUAUUGUGUGUUUUCAGCCUCAAGAAAUAGCUGUGAAUAUACAGUUUUCUUCAUGUGGCUGCAUGAUCAAGACAUAUUUAAGUAUUGUGAAACAUUUAAAGAAGAAAGUAUCCUUAGAAUUGAUA